Molecule: messenger RNA, 2550 nt
Organism: Durusdinium trenchii
Lineage: Eukaryota; Dinophyceae; Suessiales; Symbiodiniaceae
Source: the annotation of a GenBank genome assembly
AUGGAACCAGACACCCUGCGGCCUUCAGAGGAGAAGACCGAUCCUUCUGAGCGGCUGGAGAAAGCCAAGAAGCUGAAGGAAGAGGGCAAUGCGAAGUUCAAAGUGGAGGACUUCCCUGGUGCCCGCAAGGCCUAUGCUGAGGCCUUGAGGAUCACGCAGAAGAUGCCGGAAGAUCUGGCAUCCGAGACCGCAGAGCUGCGGAGACCCGUGCAGUUGAACCUAGCCCUGGUGUGCUUGCGCCUCGACCCCACUGAGCCCUUCCGUGCUUUAGAGCUUUGCGAGGAGGUGCUGGAUGCGGAGCCGGAAAAUCCCAAGGCCACCUACCGGAAGGCCAAGGCAUUGCUGGAGCUGGGUGAAGAGAAGGAGGCGGAGUUUGAGUUGGUGCGCGCAUGCAAGCUGAUGCCCAAGGACGCCACUGUGAGGAAAGAUUUGGAGGCUUUGCGGCAAAAGCUGCGAGACGACAAGGCCAAGGAACAGCAAAGCUUUCAAGGCCUUUUCGAGAAGAAUCCAGGCUUUGCCUCGGAGGGUCGAGUGAGCGAUGCCCAAAGACUGAGCAAAGCGGACGUGGAUGAUAUCUACUUCCAUGAUGGGAAGGAGAACCCCUACGAAGGCGCUGAGCGACCGGAGGAGUUAGCGCGUGACUUCCAGCUGCAAGGGCGCCUUGAAGAUGCCACUCAAGCCUAUGAGGUGGCAAUGGGCCGAAGUGCACAGGAAGAGAAUUGGCUCUCCCACUUGAGCUACGCCUUGGACUACGGUGCCCUGCUCAUGGACUUGAACAUCGAUCGCUUGGCUUUGCGGUGUUUCAAUACAGUCUUCGAACGCCCAGCAGAGCCUGAGAGCGCUGCACAACCGCUGAGGCAACAUGCCUUGCUGUUGAAGGCCAUUUGCCUCUUGAACGAGUCUUCCGAUGCUGAGGCCGACAUCUCCGAGUGCUUGGAGAAGUGGCUCCAGUUAGCACACCCAGGCGAAGCUGGCUCGGUGGUUGAAAGUUUGCAGCGUUUGAAAGAGGAGGGCAAGGGCACUGCGGACACGGUGGUGGCCUUGGGUUUGAUGCAGCUCCUCCAAAGCCAGGAGUCACUGGUGAACACCUUUGCCGAUGCAGUGAUCUUGGAUGACCUCAAGGAGGGUGACAGCUUCUUUGGUACCCAGCAGCGCAGGGCGACGAGGUGGAACAUGCUCGGUGCAGUUCUGGCCAACCGGGGCCAACCGGAAAAGGCCAUCAGUGUGUGGCGCCAAGCCUUGCAGUGUCAGCCACACUACCCCAGAGCCUUGGUGAACAUGGCCAUGUCACAGCUGAAAUGCGGCGACUUCCUGGGCGCUUGCGCCAGCCAAGCGAAGGCCUUGAAGGUCUUGCCGCCCUGGGCCACCGAGGAAAUCUGGCAGCAGCUGGAGAAGGAUCGGCUGGAGGGCUACAAAGGAAAGGAAGAGAUUUCUCAGGACUCCCAAGUUGAAGCAAAGGCAUCGGAAAAGGUGGUGACCAAUGACGAGACCGAGGUCAUCAUCAGCCGGGAGGAGAUCUCUCAAAAGUUUGGCAUGAUGAUCGACGUGGAGCCACUAGAGGACGGUGGGCAUCGCAUUAGUGAUAUCAGAGAAGGAGGCAUCGUGGACCUUUGGAACAAGCAGAAUGACACGCUUGCUCUGCGAGUGAACGACGUCCUGAUGUCAGUGAACGGCAUGUCAACCUUUGAGGGGAUGAUGGAGCAGUUUAAACAUCAGCUGUCUUGUCAAUUGAAGAGAAGGAGAAGGCCUGCACCACAGCCUCCAGCUGAAGGUCUGAAAGAAGACGACAGCGAGGCAAAGAAAGAAGCAGCAGAAUGGGAAAGGAAAAAGAUCAUCGAUAGCGAGUUUGGUUCGGGUGCCGGCGAGCGCCUCGGACGCAUCGAGAAGAUGUACCACAGAGUUGGAAGCAAUGACAUUUUCCAGGAAGAGCUUCCAACUGGACGUCGUUUGGCGCCAGGAUAUGUGGAGAAUUUGAUGCCCGUUUGUCCCUUCCAUGAUCUGAAAGAUCAUCCUUGGUGUGCUGAGUUGAAGAAGCAUUGGAAGCAAAUUAGGCAAGAGCUCAAGAAGAAUUUGGACGAGUCUCUUUGGACACCGGGUGCCUAUCAGAAAUCCAAUGAAGCAUAUGGAAAAGAUUGGAAGAUCAUGGGAGUUCUCACAGAAGAUAAAUGGCAAGAUCCAGAACGCUUCAAGGUGACCACAGGGGUGCUCAAACAGCUUCAAGGUAUCAAGCCCUUCGAAGCAUUCUUUGCAAAGAUGCCGCCACGCACAACGAUUGCGCCGCACUCUGACAAUCUCAACUAUGUUCUCACAUCGCACUUGGCUCUGGAACUUGAAGAGGGCAAGUGCUCCAUCACAGUGGGCAAUGAGGAGAAAUAUUGGAAAGAAGGUGAAAUGGUGAUUCUGGAUACCACCUUCAUCCAUUCCACGAAGAAUGAGUCCAGCCGUCCUCGCUAUGUUCUGGUGCUGCGUUUUUGGCACCCCGGGCUCACUGAGGAGGAGAGGCGGGCGAUUCACGUGUCACACAUGAUCCUGGCACGAGCCGCACAGUGA